AUGCCAAACACAGAUCACUACAUUCUCAAACGCAGCGGCUGGCUCAUCCUACUGUUCUUCACCCAUCUCUCCGCAUCUUGUCUCCGCAACAGUUUCUACCGCGAUUUUCUCAUUGCCAAUUUCGAGAACCAUCCUCCCUCAGCUUACAUGUGGGCUUAUGAGCUCGCGUGUUUUCAUUGUCGAGAGCGGAGUCAGAGAUGGGAAGAACGAGCGAAGACCGAAGGAAUCAAGACACCUUUUGGGGUUUUUUUAUUCAAGGCUGAGCAUGAGGAUGAGAAGAUGGCGGCUGCUAUUGUGAAUGGGGCUGGGGGUUUGGGGGUGGUGGGCGGUUCCCACGGGGUUGGAGCUCUGGGCGACUUUCGUUGCGGACUUUCAUUGGGUGGUGGAAAUGGGGUGGACAAGUUGGAGGAGUUGGGGAUACUUGAUAGUGAUGAGGAGGAGGAGGAUGAUGAUGAAGAUGAGGAUGAUGACGAGGAGGAUGAUGAUAAUGAGGAUGAAGACGAGGAACAUGAUAUUCUACUUCCUCUCUUAUGGAUAAAUGAUUGA
Molecule: messenger RNA, 546 nt
Organism: Botrytis porri
Lineage: Eukaryota; Fungi; Ascomycota; Leotiomycetes; Helotiales; Sclerotiniaceae
Exons: 2
Coding region: 1-546 (181 amino acids)
Source: RefSeq, a predicted model, not a curated record